This is a messenger RNA of Gekko japonicus, 1110 nucleotides long. RefSeq names its product gap junction protein alpha 4 (gene GJA4). The record is from RefSeq and is a predicted model, not a curated record. Gene Ontology annotation, cellular component: connexin complex. The coding region runs from base 55 to 1110 and encodes 351 amino acids. Gene Ontology annotation, biological process: cell communication. The transcript is spliced from 2 exons. Lineage: Eukaryota; Metazoa; Chordata; Lepidosauria; Squamata; Gekkonidae.
CUUUAAAAGCAGGAGUUUGGACUUCCAAUCUGAGAAACUGCUUGGCUGCAGAAGAUGGGUGACUGGGGCUUCCUGGAGAAGUUACUGGACCAGGUGCAGGAGCACUCAACAGUCAUUGGGAAGAUUUGGCUGACAGUCCUCUUCAUUUUCCGUAUUCUGAUCCUGGGCCUUGCUGGGGAAUCUGUCUGGGGAGAUGAGCAGUCAGACUUUGUGUGCAACACCAAGCAGCCUGGCUGCACCAAUGUCUGUUAUGACAAUGCUUUCCCCAUUUCCCAUGUCCGUUACUGGGUGCUUCAGUUCCUUUUUGUCAGCACACCCACCUUGGUCUACUUGGGGCACGUCAUCUACCUCUCUAGGAGAGAGGAGAAGCUGAAGGAGCGGGAAAGUGAGCUACGGGCUCUGCAAUCCAAGGAUUACAAGGUGGCAGAUGCCCUGGUGGUGAUCGAGAAGAAGAUGGCCAAGAUCUCUGUAGCGGAGGACGGAAGGAUUAGAAUCCGUGGGCCUCUGAUGUGGACUUAUACCAUCAGUGUGGUGUUCAAGAGCAUCUUUGAGGCUGGUUUUCUGGUUGGCCAGUGGUACCUGUAUGGCCUCAUUAUGAACUCACGUUUUGUGUGUGAGGGGUACCCAUGCCCGCACCUGGUGGAUUGUUUUGUCUCCCGCCCCACUGAAAAGACCAUCUUCAUCAUCUUUAUGCUUGUGGUGGGCCUAAUCUCCCUUGUCCUCAACCUUAUAGAGCUCUUCCACCUCUGUGGCAAGAACCUACUCAACACCAUGAAGGAAGGAGACUGCUAUUCUUUGUCUGCUCCUCCGCAACCCUGCGAUGCCAAUAGCUACUCAACCAAACUUUGUGAAAUGCCCAACAGGCCAUAUCAGGACAAGUCCUACUUCUACCUCCCAAUGGCUGAGAGGCAUAACCCACCCUACCAGGCCUACAACAAGCUGUCCAGUGAGCAGAACUGGGCCAAUUUCAACACUGAAGAAACCUUGGCCUUACAAGAUGGGAGGAAGCCCCCCGAUGUAUUUGCAACACAAGGCCCUGAAGUCCACGUCUCUCAGGAAAGACAGUCCAGUCGGCCAAGCAGCAGCACAUCCAAAAAACAGUAUGUCUAG